Molecule: messenger RNA, 3293 nt
Organism: Acanthaster planci (crown-of-thorns starfish)
Lineage: Eukaryota; Metazoa; Echinodermata; Asteroidea; Valvatida; Acanthasteridae
Gene: fastkd5
Product: FAST kinase domains 5
Biological process (GO): regulation of mitochondrial mRNA stability; mitochondrial RNA processing
Cellular component (GO): mitochondrial matrix; ribonucleoprotein granule
Molecular function (GO): RNA binding
Source: RefSeq, a predicted model, not a curated record
GAUGCAGCAUCCGGUACUCUAUGUCAAACUCAAGUCUGAGUGCUCAAGCGCUAAACAAGCGCCCCUUGGCCCCGGCCCCAUGCAUGUCACCUACAAUAAUAAAUAUACCCAACAAUGGAGGGCGCCCUUUACAAACACCGGCAACUUACUCUAGCUCUGCAUCUGAAGUCUAACCAAGGGAUCACUGGGAACGCUUGCCUGACUGACGCGAUAAACUUAACCUUACCGCUAUUGCCAGCUGCAGACUCGACUAAGAAGAUGUGCUGGAGAUUUUCACAUCGUGUUGUUUGUGUGCUUCCUGGACCUCUUCUUAGAAAAUGGCAUUGCACCUUAAAUAGGAGUUUGAUGGCUUCUCACUUCAAGAAAAGAUGGUUUUACAGUCAAGGGCAAAUGUCAUCUGGUGAAGGAAAUGAAGAUAAGUUAUCAAGCAACCAUCUUGUUAGGAAUCAGACUAAACAAAUAUUCCAGCCUGGGUUGUUUCACAUUAAUAUGUCAUUGCCUGAACCCAUCAAGCAAGUGAACAAAGUGAAUGCAACAAAGACUGGAGGUGAGCAAUCCAGAAAACGUUCUUAUAUCAAUUAUGGGAUGCAUUUAGAUCCAGUUAUCUUCAGACAAUUGCCUCAGGGAUGGGUGCUGGAGAAAAAUGGUUCAAAGAAGGAGAUUUUCCAUCCCAAGCUCACUCCCAGACAUUUUUACAGGGAGGCCGACGAAUACAGUGAGACAGCUGUCAUCUACCCACAGGUUGCAAGAGCAGACAUGGGUGAAGACAUUCACACAAUGAAUGCAAAAAUCUUUCCGGAUCAGUUUCAUCUUGGAACUGGUACCGGCAAGGAAGACUUGAAGCAACUUCUAGAAUCCUUUCUGAAGUGCAGUGAUGAUGUCCUCUUAGGAUUGGCCGAUGACAAUAGAUUUGCUGACUUAACUGAGUUUCUUGGCCACCAGUGCUCGGAGCUAGGGACCAAUGAAUUUGUUAAAGUUCUGGUUUUGUUUGCAAGAGUUCAGAUCCGCACCAGUACCCUGGCUCUGCGGCUAUUUGAGACGGAAUGUGAAAAGAGAUACCCGGAUUGGAAUGUCCACACAUCCUUAUUGGUUUGUGAUGCUUGGAGGCUUAUUGGUCUGAAAGUGAAAUCAUUGAACACCAAGAUUUUUGGUCAGAUUGAAUCGCAAUCAGAUAAACUGACAAAGUACCAAGUGGUCCAGUUGAUGUAUUUGAUCGGGGAAAAUGGCCAUUGCCACAGAAAAUUACUUGAUAGUCUUCAGCAGCUUGUUCUGGAGAACUUGGACUCCUUGACCCUGACACAGCUUGGAGCUGUCUGCCAAGGCUUCUUCAAAUCUAAGACAAAUUUGAAGUCAUCCUUGGUCAGUGGCCUUGCUAAGAGGAUACACUCCGAGCAGUUUGAUUCAGUCCACAGUUUCUACCUUGUUGGCAUCUUAAAGGUGUUGCGGCAAGCCUACUUUGGUCAUAGAAGCCUCUUCGGUCAUAUCAGUCAGGAAAUCAGUCCACGUCUUCCUGAGUUUCCCAUCUCUGCUAUCAUGCAUGUGCUUCUCACUUUUGCCACACUGCACAUCCAUCACGACAGACUUUUAGAGGCAGGUUCACAAGUCCUCUUUCAGCGCUCCCAGGAGUGCCGUUGCAAAGAUGUCUCCAAAUUUCUGUGGUCCUUUGCUACACUCAAUUACCACCCUGAAGAUUCAGAAAGAUUCUUUACAAGACUAUUGGAGCGGAUGGUUGAACUCCUUGAGGAAUAUGAGGAUUUUCCCGUGUUUCUUGUCUCUGGUCUUCUGUCGUUGGCUUACCUCAACAUUUAUCCAGCUGAGCUGCUGAACCUGGUCUUCAGUCCAAUGUUUCUCCAUAAGAUAGAAGAAUAUGCAAGGAGGUCUCAUAUUGAUCCAGUCAGAGACUUGUUCCUGUUGCAUUCUUCAGUUAAGAUUGAAUGUCCCGACUACCAAGGCAACCGUCUGAGCAAGGAUUUUUUCUUGAGAAAACCGUUGUCUCCCAAAAUGUUUGGUAGUCUUCAAUAUGAGCUUUCUAGGCGUCCAUUGCUAGCAGAAGUUUCCUCAUCUCUUGCAUCCAUUCUCGGUGGAGAGCAGUACAUCAAGCUUGGUUUUACUCUGCCACAUAUGAAAUCAGCUGAUAUUGAAAUUCAUCUGGACUCAGACAACAAUCCCAUAGCAGCUAGAAAAUUUAUAAACCUUGCACCGUCGUCAUCGCAGUUGUCAAGAGAGAAAGUUGUGCCACUCGACCCCUCCAUUAUCAACAAUUUGUCUGGGAUAAAUAUUGGGAGACUGAGACCCCCAACAGGAAAUAGAACUGCAUCCAGCACCCCCACCAAAAUAAGAAUAGCCUCCGAAGAUGAAAAACCCCAAGACAAUAGGGAGCAAGAUACAGCAGACAGGAGAAAUUGGAAUUCAGUAGAGUCUGACAUUCCAUCUGACGGGACGCUUGCAGUGGACAGAUUGGUGUUGGACAGAGCAGCUUUGUUUGCACAAAAGAAAGUUCAUCCUGAUUGGUCAUCAAGAUUUGAUGUUCCUGGGCCACUGAGUAAAGAUCUACAAGGAAACAGAUUAGCCAUAUUAAUCUGGUCCCGUAAUCACUUCCACUUCAAUGGCAAGAAGUUGCUAGGUCUGCAUUCCAUGAAGAAGCGACAACUUAUGAAGCUGGGAUACAAGACUGUCGAUAUUCCGUUCUUUGAAUGGGACAAGUUGACUGGAUCUCAGGAGAGGGAAGACUAUAUCAGACAGAAAGUAUUCCCUGGCAAGCUGGACAUCAAAUCUUAAAAAGGUAUCUCCUUGCCGUCUUCAUCUUUUUCCAUUGUCAUGGAUGAGGGGUUCUCCUCUAGUUGUUGGAACAUGUCUGUCAGCUCUUCAGUCAUCCUACCUUCCUGUUUCACCUCCUCUGCAUACUGCUGUAGUUGCUCUUCCCCUGCUUCCCGGUAACACACUACUCAAGAGAUGACACAGAAACCCUCCAACGUUCUCACCAAGUAAAGUUUUUAUAUUUUGCUUCUGUAGCAGAGAGUUUGCCUGAAUUAUUAGGAAUAUCAGUUUUGUGUGCUAGAUCUCAGGCCUGGGAAAAGACACCUUACUUGUAAAUGUAGGUAGCCCUAUUCGUACAUGUAAUUCAACACAGUAUUUUGGAGGUCAAAGUUGAGUUCACACUUGAGUCAAAUUUAUUAUUCAACUUAUGGAUGUAAAUCACUGUCUGUUAAUAAUUGUUAACAAUUAUUCAGAAGCAUGAUGUAUCAUUUCAUUUCAUUUAAUGCAUUGUCCUUGUAAUGCUUAUAUUGUAUCAG